Haemonchus placei is the source of this 201-nucleotide messenger RNA. The record is from the annotation of a GenBank genome assembly. Lineage: Eukaryota; Metazoa; Nematoda; Chromadorea; Rhabditida; Trichostrongylidae.
AUGGAUAUGCAUUCAACUGUUGUUCUGCUUCUCCUUCUUGUCCAGCUUAUAGCUCUAUCUACAGCACAAUGGGGCUUUGGCUAUCCUGGUAUGGGUUAUGGUAUGGGUAUGGGUGGACCUCUAGGAGGCCUAGAAGGUGCGGUCAUUGGAGGACUUGAUGGAGCUCUGAUGGGCGCUGUUGAUGGUGCCAUGUUUGGAUGA